Molecule: messenger RNA, 1158 nt
Organism: Fusarium fujikuroi IMI 58289
Lineage: Eukaryota; Fungi; Ascomycota; Sordariomycetes; Hypocreales; Nectriaceae
Exons: 2
Coding region: 1-1158 (385 amino acids)
Source: RefSeq, a predicted model, not a curated record
AUGCCUCGACUUCUCUCAGUCCUUCUCCUUUCUCUCCCCCUCGUCCUCUCAGCAGACUUUGAAAGUGUGACCAUCAGUGCCAAUCUCGACAAUGUUGGCCACACAUGCAUCAGCAAGUGUCUCUACUACACCGUUCUGUCCGAUAUGGGCAGGGCUAUGGGUUGUGAUGACCCAUAUGACAACAACUGCUACUGCGCUACCGCCGCGGCAUCUGCCAACAAGGCCGAUGGCUUCAUGUCCAAGUGUGCCACAUCACUGUGCUCGGCUGGUGAUCGCUCUCGAGACUUGACUUCCAUGCAAUCCUACUACGCUUCGUACUGUAUAGGUGCAGGCUUCACACAGCCUGGUGCUACUGAGUGGUACAACCCUGCUGAAGCUACAGAGGAACCGACGAAUGAGCCUACUGCAGAGAGCAGUGGUGAUAGUGAUGCGAAACCCAGUCGAACCGCCAACUCAGGUGGCGACGCGACUUCAACGCACAUGACCAUUGUCACACAAACGGCAGAAGAUGGUGCUUCCAGGACGCAGGUAAUCGUUGAAGCAACAUCCACUUACUGGGUCAACUCGGAUGGGUCCCCGGCAACAUCCAAAAACGAGGAUGAUGGCACCUCUAUUGUCAAGAUUGGUGUUGGCGUCGCUGUACCAGUGGUAAUUAUCGCCGCUGGUUUGUUUGCUUGGUGGUUCAUCAGACGAAGAAGACAACAAAAGACACAAUACCCUCAUAAUACUCAACCUCUCAGCGAAGUUACAACUGGCGGCGGUCCUGCUAUCCUGGCCUCUGUCUCCCCUUCAACGCCUGAGAGGAGGGACACUCUGCCAAGAAAGCCCGUCGGAGCUUCAACAAUCUCUUCUGUUUCUUCUCUAUCCAAGACCAAUGAGCUAUCUGGUAUUAGCGUUCAACGUGAACUUUCUGGGCGUGAAGUUCAUCCCUUUCCCAACAUGACACCCAGUCCGCCGAUCCAAGUCGCAGGACAACAUGAGAUGUCGGGAGAAGGAUGGAGGCCAGACUCAGAGAUGGAUGGUCGCGAUGCGCGUGUGGAAAUGUCUGGUGAAGCCAGGCCUCCUGAGCUCCCAGGCUACACCAACUCAGCGAAUGCGUACACACCUCAUGAGAGUGUUCAGCGAUGGGAACUGCCUGAUAACUCACGUCAGAGGUAG